Molecule: messenger RNA, 2482 nt
Organism: Diorhabda carinulata
Lineage: Eukaryota; Metazoa; Arthropoda; Insecta; Coleoptera; Chrysomelidae
Gene: mAChR-A
Product: muscarinic acetylcholine receptor DM1
Exons: 9
Coding region: 644-2482 (612 amino acids)
Biological process (GO): adenylate cyclase-inhibiting G protein-coupled acetylcholine receptor signaling pathway; G protein-coupled receptor signaling pathway, coupled to cyclic nucleotide second messenger; chemical synaptic transmission
Cellular component (GO): dendrite; plasma membrane; synapse
Molecular function (GO): G protein-coupled serotonin receptor activity; G protein-coupled acetylcholine receptor activity
Source: RefSeq, a predicted model, not a curated record
GGACAGUCCACGCCUAUGGGUCCAGCUGCAUCUUGCAGAAAACACCAGGAGUUAGUGACAUGUUUAUUGGAAUAGUGUGAAGUGAUGGUAUAAUAUGAGUGAAAAUAAGCUCAACGUGUGAGAUGAACGCUUUUCUACGGACUUUUCAUGAAUAUUUCAGGAAAAUAUCGACUGGCGGGAGAGCAACGUAAACGCAUGUUUUCGGGGAUGCUGGGCAUUUGACCUGGGUAUAAGAUGAUGUAGCUCAAAAUGUUUAGUAUUUGUUGAACGUUUAUAGCUUGAAAUGGUUUAGUGUGAACGUUUUUUAUUAACGAAUUUGUGUUCAUUAACUUAUUUAAGAAAUGUUUCGUGCCGACUACGGAAAUUAUGCGAAUACGCUGUUGAAUAUAUAGCUUAUCCCAUUACACGAUAUACAACGAAGUGCUGGUUAUUUUCGUUAAUGGUAUAUUUAUUUACAAGUGAUUGUUACAUAACAGUGGAAUAAUAUAUAUUUGACGAAAAUGGAACUCUUAUUUACCAUUCUACUUGAAAAAUUUUUAUUCGAGGCUACUUAAGAUCCCAGUGAUAACAUCAACAAAAAACACAAUGCUGCGGCGACGGUGGCGCCUGGGCUCCUCCGGCAGAUGUUUUUCGUGACGUGAAGAUGAACUCGUCGCUAUUGGUGACAGACGACAACUCGUCUUCAGUUACAACAAUUGAUUCUAAUGAUCCCACGUAUAAUAUAACAGAGGUAGUUCUUUUUGGCACGAUAGCGGCUAUCUUAGCCAUCAUAACCGUAAUAGGAAACAUUAUGGUGAUGAUAUCAUUCAAAAUCGAUAAACAGCUUCAAACCAUUAGCAAUUACUUCUUAUUCUCAUUGGCAGUAGCGGAUUUUGCCAUAGGACUGAUUUCAAUGCCGCUCUUUACUAUAUACACACUUCUGGGUUAUUGGCCUUUGGGACCGCUAAUAUGUGACACCUGGUUGGCAUUAGAUUAUUUGGCAAGCAACGCUAGCGUACUGAAUCUGCUUAUCAUCAGUUUUGAUAGGUAUUUUUCAGUUACAAGACCAUUUUCAUACCGAGCGAAGAGAACGACAAGAAGAGCUGCUGUUAUGAUAGCAUCUGCUUGGGGAAUCAGUCUGCUGCUAUGGCCUCCAUGGAUCUAUAGUUGGCCAUACAUCGAAGGACAACGGACUGUACCAAAAGAUGAAUGUUACAUACAGUUCAUCGAAACCAAUCACUACAUUACCUUUGGAACGGCGAUAGCUGCGUUUUAUGUACCCGUAACUGUAAUGAUUGUUUUGUAUUGGAGGAUAUGGAGGGAAACAGAAAAAAGACAAAAGGACCUUCCAAACCUACAAGCGGGAAAAAAGGAUAGUAGUAAAAGAAGUAAUUCAAGUGUAUUCGUGUGCAGUGAUGAGCAAAACAAUGCUUGUUCAACGAUGGACCACGACGAGUGGAAGCGGCCACGAUCAGAAUCUACAGGAGCCGACUCCGAUUCUGUGUAUAUGCACAAUAUUUGUGUAGAUACUCAUAGAAGAAAAAAACCGGUAAUCCUCGUAUCGAAUCGACGUCAUGGUUUACUUCUUGGUUUGUGGCGCAUCCGCGAAUGGUGCGUAGCCUGGUGGCAUUCCGGAAGGGAAGAAAGCAGCGACACUGAAGAAGAGAGUCCCAGUGAACAGGGACAGGGAUGUAUCACUCCUGUUUCUCUGGACACGCCUUUGCAAAGUUCUGUUUCAAGGUGUACGUCGUUUAACGUCAUCAGGGAUUCAUAUGUUCAGAAUCUUACUACACAGCGGGAUCAAACAUUUAAUCAGGCCAACAUAACCCCAAUACGCCCGAGAGAUUCUAGGAGUUUGCCAACCAGUAAUCGAUUAACUGGUCGAUCUUCGUCAACUGAAAGUGUUUACACCAUAUUAAUUCGACUUCCAGGUGAUUCGAGCGAUGGAUCUGGAGAAGGAGUUUCUAUUAAAAUGAUUACCGAAGCACCAAGGAAUCAUCCUAUCACAACAGGUCCAUCGGGUACAACCACCAUCAGCGAUUUUCAUCAUCUACAAGACCAUGAUAAUCAUAUAAACCGUCGUCCUUCGGCAAUGCCAGAUAUCCGCAUACCUCUAAAUGCAAAGAUAAUUCCUAAACAACUAGCUGGCAAAACUCCUUUAGCAAACGCCAUCAAAAGUCAAGGGAAGAAAAAAAAGAAAACCCAAGAAAAGAAAGCUGACAAAAAAGCAGCCAAGACUUUGUCAGCCAUUUUAUUAACUUUCAUAAUAACGUGGACACCAUAUAAUAUUUUAGUCCUGUUAAAGCCUGUGACAAGCACUAGUACGCGUCUUCCUCCGCAGGUUUGGGACUUUUUCUAUUUCUUGUGUUAUAUUAACUCGACUAUAAAUCCAGUGUGUUAUGCCUUGUGCAACGCUAGCUUUAGAAGAACCUAUUUAAGAAUUCUGCAGUGCAAAUGGCAGAACAGAAACCGGGCUGCAAUGAAUAGGGGGUACUACAAUUAG